ACCCCAACCCUACAAUAUGUAAGUCAGAAAAUGGCUCAGUCAAGCAGGAUCAUGGGAACAGCUUAAAAGAAACUAGUUCCUUCUCCUGGCAGUGUUGCCACUUCUCAAGAGAUUCUCUCUCAAAAUGUUGGCUAGUCCCCAGUGCUUCGGGCUGGAGAACGGGUGCUUACUAAGCCGAUCACAUUGAGGAGAUGUUUCUGUUGGUGGCAGUAGCAGAAGUGCUGUUUGUUCUGGGUUUGGCGUGGAGGUCAGAUUCUCUUUGCUCACCCACUACUUUUUACAAAAACUGCUGGAUCCGACGCUUCCCAGGUCUUCUGAUUGAUCUGGAGGAAUCUCAGAAGAGGGGAGCCCAGGUGCUGAAGAUUUAUGCAGAAGUCACAGCCCAGCAGUGCAGCCGGACCUGCUGCCUUCUGAAGAAUGUUUCCUGUAACCUGGCAGUUUUCUACUUUGAAACUAUCCAUGAGAACAUUAAUUGCCUGCACAUUUAUUGUCCAGCCUUGGAAAGCUGCAUAUUGAGGGCUGGAACCAAUGUCAUUUUGUACAACAUCACAACAGGGAUUGAUCCGGAUCUUCUUGUUUUUGAAAAAUUGUCUUAUAAGGAUCCAAAUACCCGUUCCUCUUUUAACAAAUGGGAAAGGCAAAAUAACUCCAGGACUGAUGAUUCAGAAAAAUGCCAACACAAUAAUGUCACAUUGAGGUCUCUUCUACUCCAGUCUCCAUCUUCUACCACUAGCCAGGGCUUUGUAGCAAAUGAUAGUCACAGCCACAAUUCAAGUGGCUUGGUCCCAAAAACCAAACCAACCACACGUUCAUGGGCAAGGUCUCUACCAUUGGAUGACCAUUUUGCUCAGGAGACGGAUUUGACUUCAGAAAGUACAGGUUUGACAUCUAAUUCAGACAAAAUGAUGUCUGUGUCCACUAAGAUGAUAUCCCAUUUGCCCAGUCCUGCUCGCUUAAACAUCAGUCAGCAGCACUUCAAUGAAACCAAAGGGUACAGUGGCAGGAACUACACUUCGGAUAACGAGGGUCAACAACCUGCUUGGGUGGCAGUGGAUAUAGGUUCCUGGUUUGUCCCUGUGGUGCUUUGCUCUUCUUUCAUCUUCCUUUGCUGUUGUACUGUUCUUCUGGCAGCUGGGCGCUGCAGAAAGAGGAGAGGUCACUAUAAGCCAGUGCGGAGAGGAGAGGCAGGGUCCAGGCAGUGCAUAAAAUAUACUCUUGUAAAGGAUAGUUUGUAAUAGCAGAUACGAAAAGGUAAUAAGGAGCUAAAUAACCUGCAUCACUCAUGCUGGUGGAGAAAGAGGCAGCAACCGUAUUUAGUGAAAUACCUCUCUCAGUUUAUUUCUUGGGGGUUUCCCUUUGGAGAUUUUGAACUAUUUUUUGGCAGAUGUCUCAGCAGCUUUUGAGAACACUGUCGACUAAACAUCCUGUUAUGAUUCUCUUUUUACUACCCACUGAUCCAAAGAGAUAUAGGGCCAAAUUCUAGUCACAUGUACUUGCCCACAACUUCCACUGAACUCGGAGGUAUUUGUGCAUACCUUUGUUUAUAAUUUGAUCCAGAGUAAUUUAUUUAUUGCUAGAAUCCUUUCCUAACUUCUCUGUAGAGACAAUGGGCUUGAUUCUCCACUUCCUCUGUGUGUAUUCUUUGCCCUGCCUUACUUUAUAGAACAUGUGUAAAGCAAAUGUAAAAUGCAACCAUAUCAGAAAAGUAGCAUUUUACACUUACUUUGCCUAAAUCUUUAUGGAAAGAAAAGGUGCAAGGUCAUAGAGAAUCAGACCUAGUUACUGUUAGAUCAUUAAUAUCCUGAACAACAGCCGUAAGUUUAAAACAGUGGAAAUUAGAGUUUGAAAACACAGUUAUCUAUUUAACCAUCCAGGACAGGAUUGUUGCUACUGUAAUUCCUUCAGUUCUUUGUUUUAAAAUUAUUCUGGUGAUGGGACUUCCACAGUUUUUUAGGCCUUAUUAUUAGGAAAUAUACUUUAAUAUUUAGCCUAUAUUUUCCUUUGCCUGUUGCAGCAUUCUCAAUUGCCAAUUCCCUUUUAGGCAUUUCUAGCACCAUGCUCUCUGGUCCCCUUCCUAUCCUAGAUGCAACGCUGUCUUUCACCUCCUCCCAAGCCAAUUGCCCUCCGACUUGGUAAAGCUCUCCAUAUCCUACAAAUGUCAGACACCCCAGAGUCCCCACUCCUCCACAAGAUAAUUGACUGAGUCUCUUGACACUAUAGCAAAACACUCAUUUAACUCUUAAUAGUGUCUGGGCUACUGUUUCCAUUAAAAGGGCCUCUACUUCUGUUCUCAGAGUAAAUCCCAGAGACUGGAUCUUUUGCCUUUCCCCUGGCAAAAUGAGCAUGAGGUAUUUUAGCCAGACAUUUUUCAUUCUCCAUGAAACACUGCCCUCUUGCACCACCUCAGACACACAUUUCUUGUCCUUAUCUGUGUGACCGGGGUCCCAGUGGGGGCCAGCUGUCGUCACUAAACUAGGGUGAACCCCAAAGAAUGGGGUAGACAAUCCCCAAAAAGCUGGUGGACAUUCCAAUACUUAGAUUUACCAAGCCAGCAUAAAAUAGCUUCUUUAUUACCUCACUGGUUACUCAGAAGUCCAAACAACACAGUUCCCUUAAAAUGAUCCAGCCUCAGGCCUCCAUCUAGGUACCUAAGUCAAAUAUGACGAUGUCUGAAAAUCUUAUUUCAUCAUAUAAAAGAAAAGGUUCUACCAAUCCCAAAGGAUCGGACACAUUGCCUUCCAGGUUAAUGAAUGUUUUAGAUCUUACCCAAAUGCAUGCUACAGCCAAUUCUUAUUAACUAAACUAAAAUUUAUUAAAAAACAAAAGAGAGAGAGAGAGUAUGGUUAAAAGAUCAAUAUACAUACAGACAUAGAGUUCAAUUAAUUGCGGUUCAGAUUCAUAGCAGAGAUGGUGAGCUUUGUAGCUGCAAAGAGUUUUUUCAGAUCUAGGUUAUAGUCCAAUGCCCAAAUUUCAUAUUCAGGGCAUACCAGCAUAACUGGGACCUCAGUCUUGCGAUUCAAACUUCCCCCGAUGAAGCUUAAGCAGACCUAAGAUGACUGAAUCAGGACCCAAAGAUCUUUUAUACAAUUUCAUGUCCUCUUUGACAAGUUGGGAGUUCUUCCAGGAACAAAAGGUAAUUAGGAUGACUUGAAGGGAGGUCCAUCACUGGUACUUAGCUAUAGAAUUAACAUAAGGCAAUUUGCUUGUUCCUCCACCAUUCACAGAUUAUUUGCUAUACAUUUCAAAGAGAGAUGAAAACUGAGAUAUCCCAUGUUUACAAUUCAUUUAACUGCUAGGAUGUUCUUUUGAUCUCUGAAUUAUAAGAAUACAACAUAGACAGGGACUGUUGAUUAUAUUGUCAGCACUACUCAUACAUAUGUAAGUACACAGAAACACAAACAUUAUCUCCCCACAUGUCUUUUGAGGGUUAUUUAUUUUGCAGGAUUUAUUUAUUUAACCCUUUCUAGCCAUGCAUCACAAUCUGCAAAGCCUUUCACAAUUUAGCCCCUCUCCAUCCCUCCCCAAGCUAUUACCCCCUCCUUCACUCUGUCAGUGAGGCCAGCCUCAAUUCUCUCCCCACUUCUUUCACAAGCACCCUUGUGCUUUCUCCCAGGCUGCCUCCUUCAAGUCUUUCCCCUCCUUCAAGUCUGUCCUCAAACUUUCAUGCUCUGUAUGAAUGCUGAGAAAUACAAUCUUAUAAUGGCUAGGUAGGUGGCAAAUUGUGAUUACUGCUCAUGAUUGGGUAAGAUUAUUUGUGUUACUCCAUGUCAUCUACACUGUUUAUGUCAGAUCUUUUGGACUGUGAGCUCUUUGAGGAAGGGACAGUUACUAUAUGUUUGGAUAGCAUAUACCACAAUGGGGCUCUGAAAUUGUAGGCCUUUAGAAACUUCCAUGAUAUAAAUUAUAAAUAAUACAUAAAAAUAACACUUCCUGUUCUGCACUGUAUACUCUAUUCCUGUGGUUUUCAACCUCUUUUUAUUUGCGGACCCCUAAAAUAUUUCAAAUGGAGGUGCAGACCCCUUUGGAAUCUUAUACGUAGUUUGCAGAUCCCUAGGGGUCCACAGACCACAGGUUUAAAGCCACUGCUCUAUUCAUUAGAAUGGCCCUUCAAUGCCCAGUGUAUUUUUCAAACCAAGUUACUAGAUCAGCAGGGUAGUAAGCUGUCAUCUUACCUUACACAAGAAGUUUGGUUAAUGAACUUAGGCAAGUGCAUUUUCACCAGUAACCUGGACUGUUCAUCUUUUAAACUGGGUGAUGUUUCAGAGUUCAUCAAUUUCUUUACUUUCUGUCAGAAGUAACUUGACCUGUUCUCUUGAACAAAGAGGUGUAAAAAGACACAUAGGUUCAAUUUGUGUUAUUGUAUUAAAAUCAUGUUCUUAAAGUAAAGUUUCUGUUCACUAUACUUGUAUACUUGUGAUAAGAUACACUGACUAAAGUUUAAUUAAUGAGCUGAUGAGCAUUCAAUGCCAAGUGCCUAUGUCAUUACAGCAGAAGAGGUCAGUGUGAAAGCUGAAUAUUAAUUACUAUUAUAUUCUAGUUUCCUAAAUUCUAACAAGCCUGUAAAGACCUAUGAUUAUGUAUAUAAGUCUACGUGCACAAAUACUACAAAACUGAUUAACAUUAGAUUAAAGAUAUCUAGAAGUACUAUUUUGGAGGGAGGAGAGAUUAAAUCAGCUGAAAUAAUGCAACAAAAAUUUCAUCUUUUUCUCUCCCCUCCCCUCCCUCCUCCCAGCUAACCCUAACCUAUUUAUAUUUUUAGAAUUAGGUUUUGAGGCUUGUUCUGGUUUUACUGAUAAAUUGGUAAGCUCUCCAAAGGAGUUAAAACAUCGACAUCCAUGCCUACCUUGAACAAGAUAACAUCAAUAAUUGCACCCUCCCUGUGCCUCCUCCAGCUAUCUCUAAGAUCAAAAUGGAACAACAGAUCCUGGUUCUGCACGUUGAACUUUUGAAUUAAAGAUGAAGGCGCACGUAAUCAGUUUCAUUUUUUUUUAAAAUUAGGUUUCUGGCAAGUUCUGGUGAUUCCUCUGAUGGGCUACAUUUAGAUGCUAUUACAUUACAACAUUACGCAUUACUAUAACUACAUACAUUAAAUGAAUGAAAUGGUCAGCCACAUCCCCACAAAUGAUAAACAGUUGUGGUUUUUUGUUUUGUUUUGUUUUUUAACCACCAAAACCAUUAACUAGUACUUUUCAUCCUCUGAGCUCUUUACUAAACACAUUAGUAAGCCAGAUUCUGAUAUCUGUUUAUAGAAAAAAACAAACUUAAAAAAUAAGGGAAAAACUCCUAAUUUUAAUCACUGAAAAGCAGCAUUAAAAGCCUUCUUCUGUGUGCAAGAUGAAAAGGGAAUAUCAGUAACGGGGAAAAAAUAG
Molecule: messenger RNA, 5369 nt
Organism: Caretta caretta (loggerhead turtle)
Lineage: Eukaryota; Metazoa; Chordata; Testudines; Cheloniidae
Source: RefSeq, a predicted model, not a curated record